Molecule: messenger RNA, 3747 nt
Organism: Ipomoea nil (Japanese morning glory)
Lineage: Eukaryota; Viridiplantae; Streptophyta; Magnoliopsida; Solanales; Convolvulaceae
Exons: 8
Coding region: 1-3747 (1248 amino acids)
Biological process (GO): DNA integration
Molecular function (GO): nucleic acid binding; zinc ion binding
Source: RefSeq, a predicted model, not a curated record
AUGGAACGACAUAGAGCACCUCCUGAGCUAACAGGUGACAACUAUGCGUACUUGAAGGCCCGCACCAAAAUGCAUCUACGAGCUCAAGGGGAGAGGGUCUGGAGGGCUGUUCUCACUGGUUGGUCUCAUCCCACCAAAGAUGGAGUCAAUACAGGAGAUCCUCUAGUCCUCAAACUAGAAGCAGAAUGGACAGAGACUGAGAUGACUACCGCAAGCUUCAAUCAUAAAGGGUUAGAUACUAUAUUUUCUUUAAUGCAUGAGAGUCAAUUUACCAUUGUUGCAGGGUGUGACUCGACUAAAGAAGCUUGGGAUGCCUUAGAAACUACCUAUGAAGGAACUGCAUCAGUUAAACAAUCCAAGUUACAAAUGGUUCAAACCGACUUUGAAGAUCUAAAGAUGAAAGAUGAUGAAACCAUAGUGGAUUUUCAUGCUCGGGUACAAGAAUUAGCCAAUAGAGCAAGCAUUUUAGGCGAACCAAUCACUCAAAAAAGACUUGUCAAAAAGAUUCUUCGUUCACUCCCUCCAAGGUUUCGAAUGAAAGUUACAGCCAUUCAGGAACAUGAUGGAUGGGAAAAGAAAAUGGUACAACAAUUGAUAGGAAGCCUACAAACGUAUGAGAUGGAAAUCUUAGGCGGACGUGAAACAAAAGGAAAAACCGUAGCAUUUACUGUCGAAGACGCUGGAGCAGUCUCUGGUCACGAUGAGGUAAAACAACGACAAUCUGGAAAACUUAGCAAGUUUCAAGGUCAAAGAGGAUCGGGAUCGAGUGCAAAUCGUAACAAUCAAAGAUCAAACUCAUCUAGCCAACGACCAGGUGCAUCUAGGAACUCUCAAUCCAAAGACAAAACCGGAGGCAAAGGGAUCAAAUGUUAUGAAUGUGAAGGGUAUGGCCAUGUGCAGGCUGAAUGUCCAACCUAUUUGAGAAGAAAGAAGUCAAUGAAAGUUGUACUUACCUGGAGUGAUGAUGAUGAACCAGAAACAGAUCCAGGUUCUGAUCCAGAUGAGAUCUCCGGAAACUUUGUUGCCUUUACAGCUCUUACAACUACAGUACCCGAAUCUACAACUGUCAAUAGGUCUCUGUCUAGUCAGGUUAACAUUCUAGAAAAUGCCAAAAAAGUGUAUCUAUCUAAAAUAUCUGACAGGGACAGCAUCAUUGAAGACAAUCACAAGAACGAAGAAAAUCUCAAACAUGAGAUAGAAAAUCUCAAAAAGGAACUGGAGCAACUCAAACGCAAGAUAAAAAUGAUGGAUAACACAUCCACCUUAGACCAAAUAUUAGAUUCUGGUCGAAAGACAUCUACAAAGUAUGGAUUAGGCUACUCUGGAGGAAAGGACAAAGCUACUACAAUUUUUGUCAAAGCCUCAGGUUCUGACUCAGUCUCUGGAGCAGAUCAAGAUAGUCCAGAAACUAGUACAGCUCGGCGUCAAGUUAACUUUGCUCCAAGGAAAACGUCAAUCAAGGUUAGAAUGUAUAAUCCUAUAUGUCAUUACUGCAGGGUACGCGGACAUACAAAAUCGGAGUACUUCUACUUCUACAAAGACCAACGCUGUGAGAAAUACACAAACAAAUCUAUCACCCCGUUUGUCAAGCAAAUUUGGGUGAAGAAAAGUGACUUUGUAUGUCAUGUCUCUUUCCACUCUACAAGUACUAACAGAAAAGAGAGAUGGUACUUUGAUAGUGGAUGCUCGCGGCAUAUGACGGGUGAUGCUAAGUUCCUAAACAAUAUAAAUGGAAGAGUGGAAAGUCUGCUUUACAAAAGACAGCUGCAACGUUACAGACUACAAAAAGAACUGUGUCAUGGAAGGUCCAGCAUAAAAGAAUCAAAACUGUGGCAUCAAAAGUUAGGUCACUUGAACUAUCGCUCACUUGAAAAACUAAUCAAGAUUGAGGGUGUUCGAGGUCUACCUAAUAUCAAGGUAGAAACAACUGGAGUAUGCAGUGCCUGUCAAGCUGGAAAACAAACUAGAGCAGCGCAUACCUCUCAAAAUAUGAUCAAUACCACACACUACCUGGAACUCAUUCACAUGGACCUCAUUGAACCUACCCGAACAGAAAGCAUUGGAGGUAAAAGGUAUAUUUUAGUUUGUGUUGAUGAUUUUUCUAGGUUUUCGUGGGCCAGUUUUCUCAAGGAAAAGUCAGAAACUUUCGAAGCCUUCAAAGCCCUUGCCCUAAAACUCCAAAAAGAGAAAGAUGGGCCAAUCAUACGCAUUAGAAGUGAUCAUGGACGUGAAUUCGACAACCAAGUAUUUGAUGAUUGGUGUGCAUCAGUCGGUAUUUUCCAUGAGUAUUCAGCACCUAAAACACCACAACAAAAUGGCGUGGUUGAAAGGAAGAAUCGCACAAUUCAAGAGAUGGCUCGGGUUCUACUCAAUGCAAAAGACUUGCCUCAGAGAUUUUGGGCUGAAGCAGUAAGUACUGCUUGUCACACGAUAAACCAAGUUUAUCUACGACCCGGAACACAUCAUACUCCAUAUGAAAUAUGGAAAGGUAAGAAGCCUAAUAUUAACUAUUUUCAUAUUUUCGGCUCACGGUGUUUUAUCUUGAAGGACCGAAACCCAACUGGAAAGUUCGAGCCUAAAAGUGAUGAAGGGUACUUCCUUGGGUACUCAACGAAUAGUCGUGCCUACCGUGUCUACAACAAAGUUACAAAAUCCAUCAUGGAAUCGGCAAACGUGGUGGUUGAUGAUCAACCUGAAGAAAUAACCGAGGUCAUAAGAGUCUCUAAUCCAGAAGAUACUCCAGAACCUGACACAAAUAAUCCAGAACCCCCUGAAACUACAUCAUCAGAUUCUACUCCAACUUCUCCAGCUACCAGUUCAGAACCUGGUCCAGACCCAGAUGCUGGAGCACUCGACGGGGCUAUACGACUUCACAAAGAUCACCCUACUCAAAAUAUCAUAGGAAAUCCAUCCUCUGGAGUAAGGACUAGAGGGAUUAAACGAUAUUACCUCGAGCUUGCAGGGUAUACGUGUUACACAUCAGAGAUCGAACCCAAGACGGUAAAAGAAGCCCUAUCUGAUGAACACUGGAUUAAAGCCAUGCAGGAAGAACUCGGACAAUUUGAACGUAACAAGGUAUGGAAUCUAGUCCCUAAACCUGACGGUGUGAAUGUUGUAGGAACAAAGUGGAUCUUUCACAACAAGACUGAUUCAGCUAGAAACAUUGCUCGCAACAAAGCAAGACUGGUUGCACAAGGCUACUCUCAAAUUGAAGGUAUCGAUUAUGAAGAGACAUUUGCACCGGUAGCACGCCUAGAAUCUAUUCGCCUUCUUCUAUGGUUUGAAGAUCCUCAUCAUCCUGACCAUGUCUACAAACUGGACAAGGCUCUAUAUGGUCUAAAACAAGCUCCGAGGGCUUGGUAUGAAAGGCUAUCCCAGUAUCUUCUCCAGCACGGCUAUAACCGAGGGGGAGUCGACAAAACCUUAUUUAUCAAAAGGUCAGGAUACAGUGAUGCCGACUGGGCCGGAAAUGCAGAUGACCGCAAAAGUACAUCUGGUGGUUGUUUCUUUUUGGGAAAGAACUUAGUUGCCUGGCUAAGUAAGAAGCAAAACUCGAUAUCUCUCAGCACAGCUGAAGCUGAAUACAUCGCAGCUGGUAGCUGUUGUACUCAACUCCUAUGGAUGAGACAGAUGCUUCAAGAUUAUGGUCUACAUCAAGAAUUUACUCCAGAAAAUCCUCCAGAUAUGAUCUCUGCUCCAGUACGCUCUCCAGACCGGAAAAUAAGCCUCUUUGACCGCACUAAAUAA